AUGGACAGUGUUCAGGACACCAUCCCCCAAGACCGAGGGGGCUGUUGCCCUGCCCUCCGCAGGCUGGUCCCUGUUGGCUUUGGGGCCGAGGUGUGGACGCUCUUUGUCCUUUCCGGACCCUUGUUUUUGUUUCAGGUGCUGACCUUCAUGAUCCAUGUCGUCAGUUCGGUGUUUUGCGGGCACCUGGGCAAGCUGGAGCUGGCGUCAGUGACCCUCUCAGUGGCCUUCAUCAAUGUCUGUGGAGUUUCCAUUGGAUUGGGCUUGUCCUCGGCGUGUGACACCUUGAUGUCCCAGAGCUUCGGCAGCCCCAACAAGAAGUACGUGGGGGUCAUCCUGCAGAGGGGCACCCUGGUGCUGCUUCUCUGCUGCUUCCCCUGCUGGGCGCUCUUCCUCAACACCCAGCAUAUCCUGCUGCUCUUCCGGCAGGACCCGGCCGUGUCCAGGGUAACCCAGGAGUACGUGCUCAUCUUCAUCCCAGCACUUCCGGCAUUUUUCCUUUAUGUCCUGCUGGCAAAAUAUUUGCAAAAUCAGGGAAUCGUCUGGCCCCAAGUCUUCAGUGGCAUUGUAGGCAACUGCAUCAAUGGCUUGGCCAACUACAUCCUGGUUUCCAUGCUGAGUCUGGGGGUCAGGGGCUCGGCUUACGCCACCACGAUCUCCUGCUUUGUGCAGACCAUCUUCCUCUUUCUCUACAUUGUGCUGAAGAAGUUGCACCUGGAGACGUGGGCAGGCUGGUCCAGCCAGUGCCUGCAGGACUGGGGCCCCUUCUUCUCUCUGGCCGUUCCCAGCAUGCUCAUGAUAUGCAUUGAGUGGUGGGCCUACGAGAUCGGGAGCUUUGUCAUGGGCCUGAUCAGCGUGCUGGACCUCUCUGGCCAGGCCAUCCUCUACGAGUUGGCCACCGUGGUCUACAUGAUUCCCCUGGGGCUCAGCAACGCGGUCUGUGUCCGGGUGGGGACGGCCCUGGGAGCUGCGGAUACUGCCCAAGCCAAGCGGUCCACCAUCUCAGGCAUGCUCUGCACAGUUGGCACCUCGCUGGUUGUGGGCACGCUGUUGAGUCUCCUGAGAAACAAGCUGGGGCAUAUUUUUACAAACGAUGAAGAAGUCAUCGCCCUGGUGAACAAGGUCUUGCCCAUUUAUAUCGUCUUUCAGCUAUUUGAGGCUGUCUGUUGCGUCUAUGGUGGAGUCCUGAGAGGGACCGGCAAGCAGGCCUUCGGAGCCAUCGUGAAUGCCGUCAUGUACUACGUCGUUGGCCUCCCUGUCGGCAUCGUUCUGACUUUUGUGGUCAGAAUGAGAAUCAUGGGCCUCUGGCUGGGCAUGCUGGCUUGUGGCCUCCUGGCCGCUGCUGCCUUUGCCGUCUACACCACCCGGAUGGACUGGAAGCUCGCUGCAGAGGAGGCUCAGAAACACGCCGGGCUGCUGCCGCAGAGCCCUGACAGCACGGUGACCGUGGCGACCGCAGCCCCCAGCCCCGGGCCUGUGAAAACUGUCACGUCUUCAGUGGCUACGGAUAACUCGCCAGGCAUCACCCUGAUGACGUAUUCAAGGCCCGAGUGCCACCUGGACCUCUUCAGGACCCCGGAGGCAGCCCGUGCCCUGUCGGCCGCCCCCAGCCCCCUGUCAGUGAAACAGCUGCUCGUCCGCCGUGGGGCUGCUCUGGGGGCGGCGUCAGCCAUGCUGUCGGUGGGCCUGGCCAUCAGGUUGCUGACCACCAGACACUAG
Ailuropoda melanoleuca (giant panda) is the source of this 1716-nucleotide messenger RNA. RefSeq names its product multidrug and toxin extrusion protein 2. Gene Ontology annotation, molecular function: xenobiotic transmembrane transporter activity; antiporter activity. Bases 1 to 1716 code for a protein of 571 amino acids. The transcript is spliced from 17 exons. Lineage: Eukaryota; Metazoa; Chordata; Mammalia; Carnivora; Ursidae. Gene Ontology annotation, cellular component: membrane. Gene Ontology annotation, biological process: xenobiotic detoxification by transmembrane export across the plasma membrane. The record is from RefSeq and is a predicted model, not a curated record.